Messenger RNA from Schistocerca gregaria, 1258 nucleotides. RefSeq names its product spermatogenesis-associated protein 22. The record is from RefSeq and is a predicted model, not a curated record. Bases 112 to 1182 code for a protein of 356 amino acids. Gene Ontology annotation, biological process: meiotic DNA repair synthesis; gamete generation; regulation of meiotic cell cycle. Lineage: Eukaryota; Metazoa; Arthropoda; Insecta; Orthoptera; Acrididae. The transcript is spliced from 7 exons.
GUUGUGUUUGUGGCAAGAGAGAUUGAAGCGAUGUAGACUUGAGUAAUCAUUAGUCUACGCGAAUAUUGGGUCUUUUGAAAUUGAUAUGAAAAGGGUGAAGAGUACCGUAGAAUGAAUGAAAAGUCGACCAUCUUUUGUAAGUGGCACAUUCUGGGUACAGGCUUGUACCAGAAUCCACAACCAGGUCCAUCAUCUGCUUAUAGUUGCUACAACCCACCAGUUGGAUAUCCUCACGAUAGUCAGAUUAGGUUUGGUCUGGAAGCUCCUGAAGCAGCUGUUGCAGCUUCUCCCCACAGUAUGAUGCAACAUUCCACACGUCCAUACCCAUACCGUCCACAGCCUAACUAUAGUUAUGUUUCAAAUGGAGAACUAGCAUUGGGAUUUGGCAACCCUUUGAGUGUGGCUUCAAGACCUAGUCCACAGUUAUAUUCACCACUGUAUAAUUCAAAUGAAUUGUCAACAUCUAUAACUGAUGAUGACUUAAGAACAAUAAAAAUGCCAAGUGCCUCUACAACAGCAACAAUGAACAAGUCUUAUGAAAGAAGUACCAAAGUUAUUGGCACAAAGCCAGUAUCUAAAACUGUGCAAAGUGCAUUUAAAGACAGCUUUGAUUCUUCAUCAAGGAAAAAUCUGAAUGCCUCACUUUCCAAGGAAUUUCAUGCAGAAAUGCCUGGUACAUCUCAGAUUCGAAUAAGUGGCUUAAAGAAGCAUGAAAUCAACUCUGUACCAACAAAAUUUAUCGCAGUAGAUUCAAAUAAAAUACCACAGGAAGUUGUAUCAUCUACUGCAAGUUUACGAGUUCUGUCUGGCACUGUGGACAAGAUAGUGAAAUGGGAAAAAAUACUGAGCUUUGCAAACUUGUUAUUUGAAGUCUUUGGUUCAUUAGUUUCUGUUCAGCCAGGGAUGAAGUACCCUCAGAAAGUCCUUAUGCUUCGGGAGCCAACAGGGCCUAUCUUGCAGUGUAUCUUCUAUGAAAUUGACCGUAGGCUGCCAUCCUUACAGACAGGUGACUACAUAAGGUGUGUGGGGUGGUUUAUUGGAAAAACAAAGAUGCAGAUUGUGUCAGUACGAGAGGUGACCCCUGCAGAAAGAUCCAGUAUACAAAGACUUGGAUUCAUAUCUCAAAGAGCAGCUCAGGAUAUAUUUGAUAAUUACAACAAGAAUGAGAAUGUUCAGAAGUGAAACUCUCAGUUGGACUCUGUCAAUGCUAAGUUAUUAAAGUGUAUCCUUUGUAAUUAUAUGUUCUGCUAGUCAAACA